Molecule: messenger RNA, 1426 nt
Organism: Filobasidium floriforme
Lineage: Eukaryota; Fungi; Basidiomycota; Tremellomycetes; Filobasidiales; Filobasidiaceae
Exons: 4
Coding region: 209-1315 (368 amino acids)
Source: RefSeq, a predicted model, not a curated record
GCAGGCAUCAAUGCAUCUGCAUGAUGACAUCAUCAAAUUCAUCAUCAUCGAGCAUCGAGGUGAUCGAGAGUAGCCGGGCAGGGGGAGGAGGAUCGGGCUGGUUUAUAUAACAACCAAUACAUACAACCACACUCACAAUCGAAAUUGCCCUCACACUCUCUCCAUUCCGAAUCACAAAUCAUUCCUCUGCUAACAAUCGCAAUCUACCAUGUUCGCCCAAUCACUCCGCACCGUCACCUCGCGACGAGCCGUCGUCCCUCUCCGGGCGUUCAGCUCCACCCGUUACGCCCUGGUGCAAGACCCCAAGAAGCCCAAUUCUGAGAGGCAUGCCGUUCACAAGACAGGAACGAUGGAAGGAGGUCUCGACAACCAAUCCGCUGGUGUUCAGUCCGCUAUGCAUCAAGCCGAUCACGGCAAGCCCAACCGUGAGCCUUUCGACACGGCUGCCGAGGACAAGGGAGGCCAGGCUGCCUUUUCCGAAGCCAAGGACGAGGCCAUCAAGGACGCUAGUUCUUCCACUCAAGAGGCUCAGGUUGGGAGCUUCAAGGACCACCGAGGCGGUACUCAGAACUCGGAUGUCAAGUCUAGCGGGGCGGUCGGAGGCAAGGAAGAGGCUGCCGCUCCUUCUUUCCUUGCCAGUGCGAAGAACGCACUCGGUCUUGGAACCAGCAAGAAGGAGCACGAGGACAACAAGACGGCCGGAGGCACCUCGUACCGAAGCUUGCACACUUCUGCUCGUCGCCUCGCCGACAAGGGAGAUGCUACCGAUGCUGCCCUAAAGGAUGGGCAGGGUGCGAGGACUCCUGUGGAUGGAGGCGUUGUGGGCGACCAGAACUCUCACUUGAAGCACAAGAGUCCCGAGCAGGUUGACGGUGGAAAGGGAAACGCCGGCGCGACUCCCCACCUUCCUUCGAAAUCGUCUGCCGCCCGCGCCUCGACUGACCAGCACUCUGACAACGAGUCGCAGCAAAAGGCCAGGUUCUCCACCUCGGCUCGACAGAUGGCUGCCAACCCUCCCGGCGGAUACGCAGACUCUACCGUCCCCGAGCCCGUUCAGGAUGGUUACCCCGCUCCAGGUCAGGCUUACCCUUCUGUCAAAUUGCACGAGAGGCCUCCCCCACCUAACCCUGAUAUGGCUCCUGCUUCGGAAUUGCCUCGCUCUUCCACCGGACAGGGUCCGGCUCAUCCCGUCUUGGCUAAGCAGGCCAAGGAGGGGUCCAUCCCUGCCAAGAACCCUCCACCAGAUGCAAAGGCCGGGCAACUCGGUCUGGGUGAAGCGUGGAAGGACCGAAGUGCGCAAGUGGACGACAAGUAGAUCGACCACAGUCGGUCGAUUGAUCAAGUGCAGACAAUAUGACGAUGUAUCAAAACUAAAAAUGACACCAAGUGUAACGUCGAAAUGAAACAAUUCUAAGUCAAGCAAGAU